GAUUCAAAAUGGCGUCCUUGAGCGAACAUAAUCGAGUGAGAGAACUGUUUGAUUCUAUGACUUUGGGAGUAGUUCGAUCGCUUGAAAAGAAGCCUGGUGUAACAGAUGUCCGUCUACUUGAUAGAAAACCAGCGGAAAAACACAAUAUAUACACUUGGGAGCAGAAAAAUAUGUGUAUCCUGCCAGAGGACUUGAACAGUUUUUUCCUCACAACAAAUGGACUGUUGAUUCAAUGGAGCAUCAAGUUUGAUGGAAGUGUUUUACCACUGGGAAAGAUGGAGCUGAAUCCUGUGGCAGGUCUGGUGUUGCUGUCCAAAGCAUCCUCUGUUAGUGAUGACAAACCCUCAUUGGCUGAUUUAGAUGCUGAUUCAGAUGAGGAGGAUGGCCAAGGUCAUAUAAAGCCGCACUUUGACAAUCGCUGCAAGGUUUUUGAGCUGGAUCCGUGUGAUGGCUAUGGUAAAGUCUGUUUGGUUUACAAAGACAUCAAAGCUGGAGUAACAAUGGGACAGCCUGAGAUCUGGUUUCUUGAUCGUUCACUGGAAUGGUGUUACCUUGCUUCGUCAUUCACUGAUUACUUCAGAAUGAUGAUUGUGCACCUUGGUCUUCCACUCUGGCAAUAUCUUUUUACUGCAACAGGGCUUAGUCCAGAAACAAAGCAAUGGUUCAACCUUUAUGCACCAACAAGAUUAGCCAUUGACAUUGCAAAUGCAGAGCCAAAGGCCCAACAGAAGCCAGAUUCAACAGAAAGAAAUCAGUCUGCUGUGAAUCUUCCUUUGAACUCAUUAGACAUAAGCAGACUCUUUAAAGGUAAAACAGACAAAGGAAGGAAUAAACUCUCCCAGGCAAAGAAACCACCUGUGGGAAAGACUCAAAACUCAAGUCAGGGUCGACAGGGGCAGUCUGGCAGGUCAGCACCAAGAUGAUGGCCACAUGUUGACAAUUCUUGCCAGGCACUAUUUCUACAUCAUGAAAUGUGGUCACCAUAGCUGUUUUACAAGACUAAGAUGCACCUCUGUAUCUUGAAAACGCUCUAAUUUCAUGUGUUGCGUAAACAGCAAAGCCUCGAGUCUUAUGUUUGAAAAGCAACAGAAGGAUAAAUUACCAGAAACUAACUUACUGGAAGUCAGCAUCACCUAUUGUUAUUGGUAAUGUAAAUCAUGUAUCCCCAUAGAACACCACCUUCCCCAAUCUCAAUUUCAUAAAAGAGAUGGAAAAGAAAAACAGUUUUAAGUGGCAAGUGAUCGAUACAAAAAAAUUAUCAAUCAACAUGACGAUAUGUAGACAAUUCUGUCGCUUAUUGAAUCCCUUCCAGCUUCCAUUUCUUAAGGGGGUUGUAAAUUACAGCCUCCCCUCUCAUUGGGGCAAAUAAAUGCUUUACCCUUUAAUUCUCAGAUGGGAUUAACUUCUCCGUGUACUAUCACACAUUAUUAAAAACUGGAUCAAUG
Molecule: messenger RNA, 1445 nt
Organism: Stylophora pistillata
Lineage: Eukaryota; Metazoa; Cnidaria; Anthozoa; Scleractinia; Pocilloporidae
Product: tubulin polyglutamylase complex subunit 2
Biological process (GO): protein polyglutamylation
Source: RefSeq, a predicted model, not a curated record